GCGCGACUGUAAAUGGUAUCAUUUGGGAAGAAUAGCGCCCCAUCAUUGGUGUCGGUGGGAGGAAUAGUGUCCCAACAUUGGUGUCAGUGGGAGGAAUAGUGUCCCAACAUUGGUGUCAGUGGGAGGAAUAGUGUCCCAACAUUGGUGUCAUGGGGAGAGGAAUAGUGCCCCAUCAUUGGUGUCAGUGGGGGGGAGGAAUAGUGCCCCAUCAUUGGUGUCAGUGGGGGGGAGGAAUAGUGCCCCAUCGU
This is a messenger RNA of Staurois parvus, 248 nucleotides long. The record is from the annotation of a GenBank genome assembly. NCBI's taxonomy places the organism in Eukaryota, Metazoa, Chordata, Amphibia, Anura, Ranidae.